GAUUAUUUAAAAUUUAAUUUUCUACCAUGUAAAUCAUAUCAUGUCUUGAUUAAUUGUAAUGCGAUUAAGGAUGAUCAUCGUUUAUAUUAAACCAUCUUAAGAGUUUAUUUUGUUAUUUGUUUGUAUUUGGUUCAUUUGUUUUCUUGUGUCUCUGUUUUGGUCUCUUUGGUCAACCUUUUAUUUUUGGAUCUUUCGGUGAAUCUCCAUCUUAAUUUGAUUUGUUUCUAAGAUCAUCAUCAACUGAUUUUUUGGAGACUGCAAAUGAACAGAUAACUUCAUUAUCAAUCCAUGGCUGACGAAGGACAAUCAAAUGAGAAAUUCAACGAAACUCGAAGUAAAAGUAUAAUAAUACGAAGUCCUGAUGGUAAAUCAAUUACCAAACACACCUCAAUUCACAUAACACGGGUUAAUGGAGGUUCCCCUGUGGGACGAAUCACCGAUGGAAAUGGUUCUCGACCUGUAUCAUCAGCAUCAACGGUAUCUUUUGAGAGCCAACGGCCUUCAAGUCAACCAAUGGAAGGCUCAAAGAGUGAAACAGUUUACCAGUUUAAAUCGACAUCACCUAAUCGAUUAUCUUCACUGCCUCAAGGUUCGGAUAGUUCACCAGCAAUAAACACAAUCAACACCCACUCUAAUAGUAAAUUGUACACUAAUGGUACCCUUGUUCCUGCCAUCAGACGAACCUCAAGUAGUCUACAGAUUAGUGUCAAUAUACGAUCACCAUCAGCUAAUGAUUUAAUCUACAGUAAACCUAGUUCACCACUGCCGAUCAGAAGAAGUCAAACAACCUUUGAAAGCUCAUGGAUUCUAUCAUCCUCAUCAUCUUACCAACCUAAUCAACUUUCACAGUCGCCUAUUGGUGAUAGAAAUAGUCGAAGUAGUAGUAGCUUAUCCUUCCGAUCAACAUCACAAUUGUCAAAUAAUAAACCAACAACUGCCGAUGUAACUGUUCAAAAAGAGAAACCAGAGGAAGCCAGGGAGAAACAGCCUUUGACCACUAAAUCCCAAACAAAAGGGACAGCAAACGGAUUAUCAUCUGCUUCAUCAUCCCCCUCACCUCAGCCUUCAUCCUCUCAAAUAAAAUCACAGGUUGCAAUUGAUAUUAAAUGUGGCCGAAGAAGUGAACCAUCACCUUCUCGCAUCUCAAUUACUCGGGAAACAGUUUCAUCACGAACAAUCAAACCCAAAGAUGUUGUCAUUGACAGUUCCGAGAAACAUGGUAAAGCAAUCAAGAGUCGAUCAUCGAGUCCAGUUAAAGAAUCAAUCGUCAGAAGUUCCCUUAAAGUUAACCAAGAUAAAGAAAAAUCAAUACAUAAAAGUGAGACAAUAGUUACAAAGGAAUCUACCGAUGAAACUGAAAUUUAUGAAAAAACGUUAACUGUUCCAUUAGAUGGUUGGACCGUUUCUGAUGCAAUUGAAAAGGGUUUUCUUGAUACGAUAAAUGGAACUUUCACUGUUCCUGAAAGUGAUCAUCAAAUUAGUCUCAAGGAUUGUUGCCGUCUUAAGAUUAUCAAUCCAUCUUCGGCUGAGGUAGUUGAUCCAAGUCGACCUUUUACUCGACCAACAAAUCUUAGUUUAGCCUUUGAACGAGGCUUAAUUGACAGCUAUGGACAUUACUUGGGCAAUGAACGUGAACCGAAAAUAUCACUGGAGCAAGCUUUAGACCGUAAGUAUGUUACUCUUAAUGAAAAAGUUAAAACCAGCAGUCUAAUGGCUCGUAAAGUGAUAAAAAUAUCAAGAUCGAAAAGUAAUCAGUUAAAUGUAACUCUUGAGCCCGAAUUGUUGGCUAAAGCAAAAGCCGACUCACAGCUUGUUAAAAGAGUCAUGGAAGAGCCAAAAAGUUAUCCUAGAGAAGUUGCUAUCGAGGAAAACAAAAAUAUCACUGAAAUUGCAUUCAUUGAUGAUGAUGAUGAGAUAAGAGAAAUUGAUUCAGAAGUUGAAGAUGGACGGACUACUCGGACAACAAUUGAAACCAUCAGAGCUGACGACUUGGAAACUGAAACAAUAGCUGCUGAUUUUGUUGUUGGUGAAACUUUAUCUACAUGCUCGGAUUCUGGAGACGAAAACUGGACCGAAAUUGUUGAUGAGAUAAGCCAAAGGUUGGAUAUAAUUAAAGAGAAUGAAAAAUUUCAGUCAGCUUAUUCGAAAUUGUCAGCCUGGCUUGAAACAAUCAAGACUCGAUUGAAUGAACUUGGUCCUGUUGGAAAUGAUUUGAAAAUGAUUUCAUCUCAACGCUCUAAAUUAUCAUCGAUUCGCAGUGAAUUCAAAAGUCGAUUAAUAGAGCGUCAAACUUUCACAGCCUCAAGUAAAUUUUUGUCAACACGAAUGGACCCUAAUUGUGGAGAGUAUCAACAAAUUGAAAGACUAACAUCAAAAUUGUUGACCCAAUGGAAAAAGUGCGAAUCAUUAUUAAAUGAGAAAGAAAGAGAAGUUAAAGGUUUAGAUUCAUUUAUUGAAUCGUUUGGUGGUAAAAUGUCCCAAUUGGAAAAUGAUAUUGAUUGUCUAACAUCAGAACUGGAUGAUUUAAAAAUGUCUGAUGCUAAGGUAAAGGAGAAAAGCAAUCGUUUGGAAACUAUCAAUGAACAGUUAACCAUUUCUAAAUCAACUCUGGCUGAAUGUGAAGUUAUUACAGAUCAUUUGUACCAAUUGGUUGGUGAGCAAACACGAGCUGAUGAGGUCAGGUCCAAGUUUAACUCAAUUGAGCGCAAAUCUGUUGAGUUGUCUAAUGAAAUAGAAGCUGUUACCAAAUAUUUAAAUAAAUUACGAGAUUUUGAAACUUGUGAAGCAUCACUUAAUGAUUGGUUAACCAAAGUGUCAACACAAUUAGAAUCACCAUUGAAAGUAUCAACUGAUGAGACUGAGUUAAAGAAUGAAUUGACUGAUGUCGAAGGAUUACGAUCUCAGUUUGACAAAAGAGAAUCCGAUCUUCGUUCGCUGGAGUCAAUGGGCGUUGGAUUAUUGGAAGCUGCAAGUUCCUUGGCCACAGGAGCAGCAGCGGUACAAGAAAUAUCUCGAGUUUCUGGUCGUGUCGAGUCAAUACAAUUAACUUGGAAUGAACUGUCUAAAGAGGUUGAAAAUAGAAUUGGUCGAUUGGAAAAUGCAUUGAAAUCAUAUGUCACUAUAAAAUCAUACCUCAUGAGCAUAUCUAAUUGGUUAGAUGAAUUGGAUGUUGAAUUGUCCAACGUUUCCGAUUUAACAUAUGAACAAGGAUCACUUGAAGUUCAACUGAAAGCAAUUGAAGCGAUUGCUUCAGAAAUGAACGGUAAAUCAGCUGAAUAUGAUAAAAUUAGUCAGAUUACUCUCGAUUCCUUCAACGUUGGAGUGAAAGAAUCUCGAGAAGAGAUAAAUGGAAUAAUUGAUCGAUGGAAUUCAAUUGCUAAAGAUACAGAGGAACGCAGAUCUCGAUUGAAAAAUUUACUCGAUUCAUUAAAAUCUUUGGAUGCUUAUGUUGAUGAAAUAUCGGCUGAUUUUGAAGUUUUUAAUUCAAAAAUCGAUACAAGUGGCUUAAUGGAAUCACCAACCUUUGAAUCUCGCUCAAUUGAUAGAGUCAAGUCUUUUCUUGAAUCAGUCAAAUCAUUGGAGAGGAAAGUUGAUCGAGCUUCAACAAUUGGUAAAGAUUUAUCCAAACAAUUUGAGAUUAUUGGACAGUCUUCAAUGCCGAUAGAAGUAUCCAAAGUGGAGCCUUUAGGGCGCAUAAAGAGCUUAUCGACUAGAGUUUCAAAUUUACGUCAUUCAAUUGAAGCUCGUCACUCCCUGUUAAACACAACUAAAACGUCAGUUGAUAAAAUUCAGCGUAAAACUGAUUCUGUUGAUCGUACAUUGACUCGUUUGAUUGAGGUUAGUAACAAGUUACCAACAAUUGUUACUCGAGACUCUAUUACUUUGGUUAAACAGCGAGAUGAAACAAUAGAAUUGAAGGAAGAAGUAAUUAAAUUCGCUUCUGAAAUAAAGGAAUUGAAAACAGCCAUUGAAAAUGAGAAAUCGUGUUUAUCAACAUUCCAUGUAACAUAUAAAACUUUCCUAUCGAAUGUUGAAUCAAUUGAUUCUCGACGGAUUAAUCUAUUAUCCUUCCUAACUGAACGACUAGGAAAAAUUGAAUAUUCAUUGAAAGAAGCUCAAGAUGUUGAAGCAACUUUACACGAAUUUGCUGAUUGGUUAAAGACAAUUGAGUCAAUCGGUGAUUCAAUGGAAGAACCAAGUUACCUUGUUGAUACAAUAGAGAAGCAAUUAAAGGAGACUGCUGAUUGUCAAGUUUCAAUUACCUCUAAACGAGACAUUUUGGUUGACUUGGAACGAAGAGGACCUAGAAGAGAAAAAGAAAUGCUAGUCUCAAUACGAUCACGUUAUAAUAAAUUGACAUCGAAAGUUACCAAAAGGAAUUGCACACUGGAAAGAAACUUGAAACAAGCAAAGGAAUUCAUUGAGAAAUGGAAUGGACUGAUUAAUUGGUUGUCAGGAACAGAAACAAUUAUUUCAUCUCACGAAAAUAUAAACUGCUCAUCAAUUCAGCUAACUAUUGGUACUUUGAGAGAAUUAAAUCGUGACUUUGAUCAUAAACAAGGUCAUCUUGAUUCCAUUUGCAGACUGGGUCGAAAUUUGAAAGAUAAAAGUCCAAAAAGUGAUGGUGAUUCAUUCCGUAAUUUGAUUGAUACACUUAGGAAUCGUUGGACAGAUGAUUACAAAAGUGUUACUGACUUGCUUCGCAAAGCUGAGAAGGUUUCCAAUGUUCUUGAUCGAUAUAGAAAGCUGGUAAAACAAUUAAAAGACUGGUUAUCAGAAGCUGUUAUUUCCUUUGAUAGAUUACAGGGCGACCCCGAAAUUGUACUGCGAUUGAUGAAAGAUCAUGCUAAUUUUACUAAACAAUUGGCUCUUAAAAAUGAUUCAAUGAUUGUCCUAAAAGACUGUCUUGAUGAAUUGGUUGAAUUAUUGCCAGAGGAUUGUCCGGAUAUAGAUACAGUUACAUCUGAAUAUUCAAAUUUAUCUCAAUCUUGGGAUGAAUUGAAUCUAUUAAGUCAAGAGAAGGAAAUGAAACUACAAGAAGCAUUGGAUUCAGCUGAACUCUUAAAAAACCGAGUUAAUAAAAUGCUGAACUGGUUAAUUGAAGUGGAAACGUCUUUGGGUAAAUAUAAAUCAUCUCCUGGGUCAAGCCAUGACGAGUUAAACCUUCGCUUGCACAUUGAUGAAAUCAAUGGUCAUAUUGAAAAGAUGGGCUCCAUUGUAAGUGACCGAGAUGAAAUAAUUUCAAUAGCCAAAACAGUGUUAACUGAUUGCCAUCCAGAUGCUGUAUUUGCUGUUCGCCAUUAUAUUGAACUGAUUGAGUCAACUUGGGAUGAUGUAGCUCGACAAUUAUCCAAGAAAGAAUCUGAAUUGAGGAGUAAACUGGAUGAAAUUGUUGAGAAAGCUGCAUAUUUAGCUGAACUAUCUGGUUGGUUAACAACCAGAGAAACUGAAUAUGAUUUACUAGAUGGUAAAUCAAUUCCCAAUGAGAUUGAACCGAUUCAAGAGUUUAUCGAUGAAAUGGAGGCUUAUCGAAUGUCAGUUCAUUCAAAGGAAAGUGAAUUGGAUAAAUUGUGUGAAGAUAAUCGUAAAGAGCCGACUAACAAAGCGCGACGCCGAAUCGGUCAGGAUCCUGUUAGUUACGCUAAAUUGGCAACUGAUUUACCAUUGGAACAGAUUGAUGAUCCCAAAGUUGUCGAUAUUAUAACACGCUGGCGAAGUUUGGCUUCAAAAACGCGAGAUCGUCUGAUAAGGUUGCGAAGUAAACUUAAUUUUUAUCAUGAACUAGAAAAGUUACGAGACUUUGAUUUUGAUACAUGGAAAAGAAAGUUUAUUGAUUGGUUGGACAACAGGUCAGCAAGAUUAAUGGACUUCUAUCGAAAAUUGGAUGAUAAUCGCGACAACAAGAUUACUUAUGAUGAAUUUAUUGACGGAUUUUUGAGGCACAAAUUUCCUGCCUCCCGAAGCGAAUUGCAAAGAGUUGCUGCCAUUUUUGACCGUAACAAUGAUGGUUUCAUUGAUAACAGGGAGUGGAUGGAGAAAUUGAAAGAUCCUUCGGAAGUUGAGAUGAUUGUUAGUGAAAUGAGGAAACAAUCUGCUAAAUGUACUUGUCUUUCUAAAUAUCGAGUCCACCAAGUGGAGGACAAAAAGUAUCAGUUUGGAGAGUCCCAUAAAAUGAGACUUGUGAGGAUUUUAAGAAGCGAUAUUAUGGUUCGAGUUGGUGGAGGUUGGAUUUCACUUAAUGAAUUUUUGCUCAAAAAUGAUCCUUGUCGAGCCAAAGGACGUACAAAUGUAGAGCUACGAGAGCCUUUAGCCGAUGGAGUUAGUCAGGGAAUGGCUUCAUUCCAAAGUCGAUCGCCGUUUUUUGCAAACAACAAUUCAUUUGUUGGACCGAUAACCAAUAUUCGAGAAAAGACUGAACGAAGUGUGCCAAUGUCAAUAUCAGCAGAUCAAGACGAGGAUAACGAUGAAGAUAUUGAUGAAGAUAGUAUUUGCGGUGGAGAGACAUCAAGACCUCAAAGUCGAUUAACAUUCACAGCCAAAGAAGAGCGAUGUCCAAGUCGAGGAAGCCAUGUUGGAGAAAAAAGAUUGCGAAUCGACACUAGGCCGAGAUGGCAUUAAGGAAUGAUCGUCAAAACCAAUCUUUCUUUUUUUCCCUUCUUUUUUUUCCCAAAUUUUAAAACACGAAAAAAUCAAAAUUAGUUAAUAACAUAAGCAGUGGGCCUAGAUGA
This is a messenger RNA of Tetranychus urticae (two-spotted spider mite), 6728 nucleotides long. Its product is annotated as microtubule-actin cross-linking factor 1, isoforms 6/7-like. Gene Ontology annotation, biological process: wound healing; intermediate filament cytoskeleton organization. NCBI's taxonomy places the organism in Eukaryota, Metazoa, Arthropoda, Arachnida, Trombidiformes, Tetranychidae. Gene Ontology annotation, molecular function: calcium ion binding; structural molecule activity; microtubule binding. Gene Ontology annotation, cellular component: cytoplasm; intermediate filament; membrane. The record is from RefSeq and is a predicted model, not a curated record.